UUUUGUUAAUACCACAUAACUUUCCCAAAAUCUGCUCUUCCAUCGCGCUGUACCGGUAUCCAUCUCAAAUCCCGGAUUGUUUCUCUGUCGGUCGGAGGAUAACCAUCGACCUCCGUUACUUCUCCCCCUCCUUCUCCUUGCCGUCGUUCUCUCUUCACCUUCACCGAUCCCAUCUCGCCUUCGGUUUCAAUCUCGUCUCGCUGCGACGUUGGUGCUCUCCCUCUCCUACUGAUCUACGAUUGCGAUCGGUUAGCCUUACGAAUUAGGGGUUUUCCACGAUUGGAUCGCGAUCUUCUUGAUGCCGAAAGCUUCUGGAGACUGUCUUCGCUGCUAGAUUUUGGAUCAACCUCAAAUGGCGGCGCCGAGGCCGACGGGGAGCCAGGAUCUGUUCGAUACGUAUUUCAGGAGAGCAGAUUUGGAUGGAGACGGUCGUAUCAGUGGAGCUGAGGCUGUCGGUUUCUUCCAAGGCUCCAAUUUGCCUAAACCCGUCCUUGCUCAGGUAUGGUCCUACGCAGAUGCAAAAAAGGCUGGUUACCUUGGUCGAGCGGAGUUUUACAAUGCUCUAAAGUUGGUGACUGUCGCACAAAGUAGACGGGAAUUGACUCCUGAGAUAGUCAAGGCUGCAAUCUAUAGUCCUGCUUCAGCCAAUAUCCCUGCUCCCAAAAUAAAUCUUGCUGCAACACCUUCUCCACAGCCCAGGGGACCUGUUACACAAACUCCGGGAGUUACAUCAGUGGCAGCUGGUAUGAGAGGACCUCAAAUGGGUGGAAACAUAAGCACUAGUAACCAGCAAGUAGUCUCCGGCCAGCAGAACCAAUUUACUGGGCCACCUCCAUCUCAACCACCACAAAAUUUUCAAAGCCAUGGUAUGCCAGCUGGAGGGACUAGUGCGCCUCGUACUGCAAACCAGCCUAUGCCAUCUGAUUGGCUUAGUGGCAGAAGUGUUGGACCCUCUGGGCAAGUGAAUUCACAAAUUCCUUCGAGCCAAAGUGGAUCUGGUUUGACAGCACCUAACUCAAUUGCCAACAAUAUACCAAAGCCUCAUAUGACACCUGCAGUAAUAAGCUCUGCAACAACCAGACCGCAAGUACCAGUGCCUGCAUCUGCUCCUUUAGAUGCUCCAUCCAAUCAAUUGGUAGCCAAGGAACUGGCUGCAUCAGGAAACGGUUUUCCCUCUGACUCAAUUUUCGGAGAUGUGUUUUCAGUUGCUUCCACGCAGCCAAAACAACAUACUACUGGAACUACGUCGACAAUGGGCAUCUCAUCUGUUUCUACUGGAACUAUUGUGGCUCCCGAAGUUGCACAGUCUGUAGCUAGGCAAAGUUCAAUCCCACAGCGUGGUUCAUUGAGCCAGCAUCCUGUUGGUGUUCAGAAUCAGCUUACUGGAAAUUUAGGGCAGUCAUUUGUUCCCGCCGGUGCAGCUUCUGGUACAACUGGCUCUACUGUUGGAGUUGGGAUUUCAGCUUCCAGUCAGUUGACCCAGCGUCAGACACAGCCAUCCCAGCCCCAACCUCAACACCAACCGCAGCCCCAACCUCGCCACCAACCCCAUCCCCAGCCCCAACCUCAGCAUCAUUCCCGGCCCCAACCCCACCACCAACCUCAGCCCCGACCCCAACACCAACCCCACUACCAGCCCCAAUCCCCCUGGCCGAAAAUGACUCCAGCUGAUGUCCAGAAAUAUACCAAGGUUUUUGUGCAAGUUGACACAGAUAGGGACGGAAAGAUCACCGGGCACCAGGCUCGGAAUCUGUUCUUAAGUUGGAAGCUCCCGCGAGAGGCUUUGAAGCAGGUAUGGGAUUUAUCCGAUCAAGAUAAUGAUAGCAUGCUCUCGUUGAGGGAGUUCUGUUUUGCUGUUUACCUAAUGGAGCGUUACAGAGAAGGCCGACCUCUUCCCCCAGUGUUCCCAAGCACUAUAAUAUCUAGUGAGAGCAUGUUUACCUCUCCUGGUCAAUCUGUGGCACCACAUGGCAAUGCAUCCUGGGGACAUCCACAUGGUCAAAUUCAUGGGGGCUCGAGGCCACCAGCAAUUCCCAAAGGAAAGCCUCCAAGGCCGGUUCCUCUCUCUCCUAGUGAUGGAUUGGUCCAGCCCACUCAGCCAAAGCGUAAAAUGCCUGAGUUGGAAAAACAUCUAGUGGAUCAACUUAGCAAAGAGGAACAAGAUGCACUCAACUCGAAAUUUGAAGAAGCUACUGCUGUUGAUAAAAAGGUGGAUGAGCUUGAAAAAGAAAUAGCUGAUUCCAAGCAGAAAAUUGAGUUCUUCCAUGCUAAGAUGCAGGAACUUGUUUUAUACAAGAGCAGAUGUGACAACCGGUACAAUGAGAUUACGGAGAGAGUCUCGGGUGAUAAACGUGAGCUUGAAUCUCUAGCUAAAAAAUAUGAGGAGAAAUACAAGAAGUCUGGCAAUGUAGGCUCUAAAUUGACUAUUGAAGAGGCCACAUUCCGAGAUAUACAGGAGAAGAAAAUGGAAUUGUACCAGGCUAUAGUCAAAUUUGAAGAAGGCAAGCUUGAUGACAAUAUUGUUAAGGAGCGUACUGAACACAUCCAAUCGGGACUUGAGGAACUGAUUAAAAAUUUGAAUGAGCGCUGCAAGCAAUAUGGAGUACGUGGCAAACCCACUUCUUUGGUGGAGCUUCCUUUUGGUUGGCAGCCUGGAAUCCAAGAAGGUGCUGCUGAUUGGGAUGAAGAUUGGGAUAAUCUAGAGGAGGAAGGGUUUACCUUCGUCAAGGAGCUUACACUUGAUGUCCAGAAUGUCAUUGCCCCACCGAAGGAAAAAUCAUCUGCUUGGAAGAAGGAACCUACUGUCUCUUCAAAUGAAAGUGCAGACGUUUCAUCCUCAGAUGUCGAGUCUAAAACAGAGAAAAAGCCAAGCAGUGGUGAAGAGGCAUCUGAACAUUCAGAUGGUAAAACAGAUAGAAACGGAUCUUUGGAUGAUUCUAAUGUUAGAGAGAGUAUUGAAGCUGACGGUUCACCCCGUACCAAAGAUACGAGGAGUGAAAAUGGCCAUGAUGAUGGUGAAUCUACUGCUUCUGCUGGCAAAACUGUAAACUAUGACUCUCACGAUGAGACAGAUUCAGUUUCAAGCUUCAACCCUGACAACGGAAAGGACAAGGAUCAUGAGAAGCGUGAUAAUGACUUUGGAUUUGGGUUCGGAUUCGAUGACUUCAGCAUCAAGCCUAUAAAAACUGGCUCCACCCUAUCAAAUGACUUCCUCCCUCCUAAGCUAUCUAUAUUUUCUGAUUCUGUGCCAAGCCCCCCGGCCAAUGCAAACGACGGUUUCACUGCAAAACCUUCCUUGUUCGAUGGUUCUGUCCCGAGCACUCCAGCAACAACCACUGCCUCUUACACAGGCAAUAAAUCAUACUUUGAUGAGUCUGUUCCAAGCACUCCUGCUUACCCAGGAAACUUAUUCUCCGAGAAGAAAUCAUUCUUCGACUCGGUUCCAAGCACUCCUGCUUAUCCUGGAAGCUCGUUUCCUGAAAAGAAAUCAUUCUUCGGUGACUCAGUUCCAAGCACCCCUGCUUAUCCUGGAAGCGUGUUUCCUGAAAAGAAAUCAUUCUUCGACGACUCUGUCCCAAGCACUCCUGCUUAUAGCACGUCUGAUUUUGGUGGGAAAUCGUUUGCGUCAGAGACACCUCGUUCAGACGGCUUGUUCCCAGGAAGAAGUCCCUUCAUGUUCGACUCUGUCCCAAGCACACCCGCUGCACACGACGACUUCUCUUCCAACAGCUUCUCCCGUUUCGAUUCAUUCAACAGCAACACCAACGACGCUUUCUCUCUAUCCCGCUCAGACUCGAUGCGCAGCACAAGCGAGCCAGACCCAUUCGCAUCCAGGUUUGAUUCUUUCAAUUAUCAAAGAUAUGAUUCCUUUAAUGCACAAAGCUACGACAACAACAACGCAUCCGAGACACCUAAAGCGUCCUUGUCGAGAUUCGACUCGAUUGGAAGCACCAGAGACUCUGAUUACAGUCACGGGUUUGGGUUCGAUGACCAUGACCCGUUCGGUUCUACGGGCCCGUUCAAAACAACUACAACAACAGCUGAGACACCACGGAGCAAUGAUCAUUGGAAUGCCUUCUAGCCCCCACAAGCCCCACGUGUGAUACGAAUAUGAUCACAUAUCAUAUAGUUUGCUGUCUUUUUACAGUUCGAGCUUACCAAGUCGGAAGAGUUCUAUGUAUUUGCUUUGUUUGCCAUCUGCUUGCUUCAUUUUUAUUGUUCAUAUAUAAUAGUUCUUUUUGCCAUUCAUUUUUAAAGAAUUUUUUUUUGAUGAGUGCCCUUUGGUAGCGUUUCUUUCUUUGCUCUUUCUGUUGUUGAUGAAUAAUGAAAUUUCAUGUGUCCCUGUGAAAACGAAAUCUAUAUUGUAUUUUUGUAAUCAUCUGAUAUGUGUGGAUGGAUUAUUUU
Brassica oleracea var. oleracea is the source of this 4404-nucleotide messenger RNA. RefSeq names its product epidermal growth factor receptor substrate 15-like 1. Bases 353 to 4081 code for a protein of 1242 amino acids. The record is from RefSeq and is a predicted model, not a curated record. Gene Ontology annotation, cellular component: cytoplasm; nucleus; plasma membrane. NCBI's taxonomy places the organism in Eukaryota, Viridiplantae, Streptophyta, Magnoliopsida, Brassicales, Brassicaceae. Gene Ontology annotation, molecular function: calcium ion binding; protein binding. Gene Ontology annotation, biological process: endocytosis; endosomal transport. The transcript has 13 exons.